This is a messenger RNA of Tricharina praecox, 1520 nucleotides long. RefSeq lists its product as uncharacterized. The transcript has a single exon. The record is from RefSeq and is a predicted model, not a curated record. Lineage: Eukaryota; Fungi; Ascomycota; Pezizomycetes; Pezizales; Pyronemataceae. The coding region runs from base 127 to 1473 and encodes 448 amino acids.
GCAGCGGCGGAGAAGAAAAGAGCAGCGGCGGAGAAGAAAAGAGCAGCGGAGGAGAAGAAAAGGAUACUGGAGCAAAAGAAAGCACUGGAGGGGAAGACCGCUGCAGAGAAGAAAGCAUUAGAAGAGAUGAUGGCUGUAGAAAGGAAAGCACUGAAGGAGAAAAAAGAGCUGGAGGCAAAGAAGAAGGCGGAAAGAGAAGCUGAAGCGGCACGUAAGGCUGCAGCUGCAGCUGAGAAGGCGAGACUCGCUGCGAAAAAGAAAGCGGAGAGAGAGGCUGCAGCUGAGAAGGCGAGGCUCGCUGCGAAGAAGAAAGCGGAGAGGGAAGCUGAAGCGGCACGCAAGGCUGCAGCUGCAGCUGAGAAGGCGAGACUCGCUGCGGAGAGGAAAGCCCGAACAGCUGAGGAGGCGGCACGGCAAGAAGCCAGAAAGAAGCAGGCGGUGGCCGAGGCAGCAGCGGCAGAGGAGAGACGCCUAGCUACCGAAAGGAAGAAAGAGGAGUUGUUGGCGGCGGCAAUCGCGAAUGCCAAGUUGGAGGAGGAAGCCGCAGGAAGUGAUUCUUUCCCCGGACAUACCAGUGACCAGGGAAAUGAAGACGCCACUACCAAUGUGGAUCCGACCACCCUCACAGAGUCAGAGCUGCAGAAGGGCCAGACAUUGGAGCGACUCCAACAAGGGGAGUGGAUCAUAAUGUUCCCGCCUGAUACGCCGAACCCACGUGAGUAUAGAAGAUUGUUUUACCCAGACGACCACAGCACAUCGACGGAUUCCAGUUCGGAGGACUCGGAAGUCGACGCAUACCAUGACCUGGAAUAUGUCUCGGAGGACGACCCGGACUAUUUCGCAUCCGAGGAUGAAGAGACUUCCACGAACAAUGAGAGUGAAGAAGAUGAGGUGAGCGUUGAUGAUGUUGAUGAUGAUGACUGUAUCGCCUCAUUCGCCAGCAGCGCUUUUGGAAGCGCCAUCGGGGGCGCCGUGCGCGUGCUGGCACCUAUCAUCCUCCAACACGUCACCGCGCAAGAAGAGAUGGCGCUCACCUGGCGGCUCCCGCAGGCGCUCCCGGCUUCACCCGAAGACGAGGCCAACCGGACUUCGGAAACACUACACUCACGACGACGAUGGAAGUUGGUUGAUCCCUCGCCAUACAGCGAUACGGACUCUAUGCUCGACCUUGGCCGCGGCGAGCGCUUCAUGAGCCCAGAGGAAUUCGAGACCAUGGCGUGGAAGCAGCCACAAACGCCUUCCCGCCCGCCGUCGUCGUCAGUGCGGAGGGAUCCCAUGAAGAAGUGGUAUAUGUGGGGCCUCACAUUCUUUGCUUUCUGGUACGUACUCGGGCAUUACUACAGAGAGCGGCAGGACUAUAUGCACGGCCCUGGGAUCAACCCGUGGGAGGAUGUACCGAGAAUGUUGCGGAGGUGGCAGAUGUCUAGUGUUGCGGGGCGGGCGAUGGAGGAAAAGGUCUCCAGUGGGUAUUGAGGAAUCACGGGGUGCUUCGUGUACGGUGUUGGUGCCACUUGCUUGUC